Molecule: messenger RNA, 810 nt
Organism: Benincasa hispida (wax gourd)
Lineage: Eukaryota; Viridiplantae; Streptophyta; Magnoliopsida; Cucurbitales; Cucurbitaceae
Product: alpha carbonic anhydrase 7-like
Biological process (GO): one-carbon metabolic process
Molecular function (GO): carbonate dehydratase activity; zinc ion binding
Source: RefSeq, a predicted model, not a curated record
AUGGGGAAGCUCUUGUGCUCUUUCUUCUUUUCCAUUCUUUUGCUUUCAUUCAAGGCAAGAUCCCAAGAAGUUGAUGAUGAAAGAGGGUUUGAUUAUGAAGGAGAUGGAGAAAAGGGACCAAUUCAUUGGGGAGAGCUUAGAGCAGAGUGGCAUACAUGCAAGGUUGGGUUGAUGCAAUCUCCAAUUGAUUUAUUGCAUGAAAGAGUUGAAGUUAUUUCUCACUUGGGAGACCUUAAAAUCAACUACAAAUCCUCUAAUGCCACACUCAAGAAUAGAGGCCAUGAUAUGAUGAUGAAAUGGGUGGAUGGUGGUGGAUACAUGGAAAUGAAUGGAACUCAAUAUAAACUAAAACAAUGUCAUUGGCACUCACCUUCCGAACACACCAUUGAUGGCAAGAAAUUUGACCUUGAAGCUCACUUAGUCCAUGAAAGCUCAAAUGGGAUGAUUUCUGUCAUUGGAAUCUUGUAUCAGAUCGGAGAACCUGAUUACUUCUUAUCCACGAUUAAAGGUGAUUUAGAAAUGGUAUCAGAUACCCAUGAAGAAGAGAGAGUGAUUGGAAUAAUUGAUCCAAAUCUAUUGAAGAUGGGCAGCAAACAAUACUAUAGAUACAUUGGCUCACUUACUGUUCCACCCUGCACUGAAAAUGUGAUGUGGACUAUGAUUCACCAGGUGAGGACUGUCACAGAAGAACAAGUGAAAUUACUUCGAGUAGCUGUCCAUGAUGACUCGGAUUCUAAUGCAAGACCGUUGCAACCAAUCUAUAAUCGAACAAUGCAACUCCAAACAUCAAAGGAAAGUGAAGAAUCAUGA